Haliotis rufescens (red abalone) is the source of this 3187-nucleotide messenger RNA. Its product is annotated as myotubularin-related protein 2-like. Gene Ontology annotation, biological process: dephosphorylation. The transcript has 17 exons. Gene Ontology annotation, molecular function: phosphatidylinositol-3,5-bisphosphate 3-phosphatase activity. NCBI's taxonomy places the organism in Eukaryota, Metazoa, Mollusca, Gastropoda, Lepetellida, Haliotidae. The coding region runs from base 99 to 2054 and encodes 651 amino acids. The record is from RefSeq and is a predicted model, not a curated record.
GUGGUGAAGUAGAAACCUUUUCCUUCCGUGUUGGAUGAGAAUUUUCUUCCUGUCAAAACAUAUAUAAAAUAGUUUAAAUAUCCUUCAUUCUGUCCAAAAUGGAUAGAAGAGGAAGUCAAGAUUAUGUUGAUACACCAUCAGCACGGUCGAAAACACAGAGCUCCGAUUCUAUUUCCACAUCUGAGCGUUCUGUCUCCAUGCCUAACGAGUCCCCAAGUAGCAGUUCUAAGGAAAGUGCGGGGUCACCGUCCAAAUCAUUAUGUUCCUCGACAUCCACGUCUUCGGAGAAUGUCCCAACAGCACAGGAGAUGAAGGUUUUCAAAGAUACCACCAAGUUUGGUCAAAGUGAUGAACCUCCAUUGCUGGAAGGAGAAAAAAUCCAUGGGCGAGGCUAUGAUGUGACCUAUCUAUGUCCCUACAGUGGGCCAGGGAGAGGCACACUGACUGUCACCAACUACAAACUCUACUUCAAGAGUUCAGAAAGAGAGCCUCCCCUUAUCCUUGACGUGCCGCUGUGUGUCAUCAGUCGUGUGGAGAAGAUAGGGGGCGUCUCCAGCAGGGGAGAGAACUCUUAUGGCAUUGAUAUUCUAUGCAAGGAUGUAAGAAAUCUCCGUUUUGCCCACAAACAAGAAAACCACUCUAGACGUCAGGUGUUUGAGAAAAUUCAACAGUAUGCAUUCCCCGUGACUAACAAACUGCCAUUCUUUGCCUUUGACUUCAAAGAGGACUAUGGUAUUGAUGGAUGGAGAGUCUAUGAUGCUGUGAUGGAGCUGAAACGACAGGGUUUGCCGACAGAGAGUUGGAAGAUUGUUCGACUGAAUGAAACAUUUGAGCUCUGUGACUCUUACCCUGCCAUUAUUGCCAUGCCUACAGCAGCUAAUGAUGAAGACAUUCGUGCUGUAGCUAAUUUCCGUACCCGAGGGAGAAUGCCAAUUCUGUCCUGGAUCCACCCCGAGAGCCAGGCCACCAUCACACGCUCCAGUCAGCCCAUGGUGGGCGUGGCUGGCAAGAGGAACAAGGAGGAUGAGAGGUACAUCCAGAUGAUCAUGGACGCCAACGCCCAGUCACACAAACUCUUCAUCAUGGAUGCUCGACCCAGUGUCAAUGCUGUAGCUAACAAGGCCAAGGGAGGAGGCUACGAGAAUGAAGACGCUUAUCAGAAUGCAGAGCUGAGUUUCCUGGACAUCCACAACAUCCAUGUGAUGAGAGAAAGUUUACGUAAGUUGAAGGAGGUGUGUUUCCCCACCAUAGAUGAGGCUCAUUGGUUGUCUAAUAUAGAGUCAACACACUGGCUAGAGCAUAUCAAGCAAAUUCUGGCCGGUGCUGUCAGGAUCGCCGAUAAAGUUGAGAGCAAUAAAACCUCGGUGCUGGUGCACUGUAGUGAUGGCUGGGACAGAACUGCGCAGCUGACGGGGCUGUCGAUGCUGAUGCUGGACCCAUACUACCGCACAGUGCUGGGCUUCGAAGUGCUCAUUGAGAAGGAGUGGAUCAGUGCAGGACACAAGUUUGCCCAGCGAGUUGGUCAUGGGGAAGACAAGCACUCGGACGCUGACAGGUCACCUGUGUUCCUGCAGUUCAUCGACUGUGUCUGGCAGAUGACACAACAGUUCCCCAACGCGUUUGAGUUCAAUGAACACUUCCUGAUCACGAUCAUGGACCACCUGUACAGCUGUCUGUUUGGAACCUUCCUCUACAACUGCGAGCAACAGCGUCACAAGGAGGGGGUGAAGGAGAACACGCUGUCACUGUGGUCCUUCAUCAACUGCCAGCUGGAAGAGUUCACCAACCCGUUGUACGCCGCCUACCUCCACCAACAUGUGCUGUUCCCUGUCGCCAGUCUUCGCCGCAUACAGCUGUGGACGGGGUACUACUGCCGCUGGAACCCUCGCAUGAGGCCACAGGAACCACUUCACCUCCGUAACCGAGAGCUGCUGGUUCUGAAGACCCAGCUACAAAAGAAGAUAGAGGAACUACAGAAAGAACUAGAGAACAAAAAUGCCCGAGCAACUCUCCAGCCAUCCCCAGCCCGAGUGUCCUCCCCUGUGACAGUCUAGGGCCCUGUAGAGACCCUGCCUUGGUGGAAGGAGUCAUUAGGACAGAUGUCGCUAUGCCCAGGAGACAUGGAGAAGAGAGAUUGAUGUCCCUGGAAGUUUAGCUGGUUGUGCAGGAUAGACGAGUGUUACCUCUUUGUCACAUCUUAGGGAGACACUGGUCAUGAGUUUGUGAGGAACAAAGAGAUGUCCUUUUGUUACACUUCUAAGAAGCCAUGAGGAUGAAUUUGAUCCAGAUGAAAGCAGAAAUUGUAUUGUCACUGUCUUCACGAGGCACUUUGAUGCAGGGAGGUUGAUUGUCCCUCUGGCUAAUGUAGACUUCUCAUGAACUAUACAAGUAAAGAUCAUGCCAGUAUCUCUGGAACAAGAUCAGAUGGUCCAUGAACAGCCACAGGGUGGAGACCAUUGAAAGGGUUUUUCAAGAGUUAGGUCUGUCGAAUACAAAUUAUAAUAUGAUGUGUGCAAUGGAUGGUCUCUAUGAAUGUGGCAUCACAACAGAGUUGAAUGAUACAAGCCCUGAAACCUUGUCGUCAUAUCGGCCAUGUGUUCUAACAAUAUUCAUAUUUAACAUAAAUCACUGUUUUCAUGAUUUAUUGUCUCAACAAGUGUUGGAUGAUCACUAUGUUCAUGGAGACAAACAUGGAUCAAACUGUAAAUAUAAAAUGUGUCAUUUAGAGCCUGGUAACAAUGGUUAGUUUUUUCCUAGUGGUUAAAAUGUCUGUUACCUACUGUGCAGAGUUGCGUCCCUUAUCAAGGAUCUGAUACAUGGGAUUGGAACCAUUAUGAUCCUUGAUCUGUCAGAACCUGCACACAUCUACAACCUGCAUCAGUCUAUGGCCCCACUGUAAGCUGACAGGCCAUGAUAUGACUGAAAUACUGUUGAAUGGUCAGUCAGUCCAACACACUCGCUUCCAAUGUGAGACUGCCUCUGUGGUCUAGUGGAUAGAGCAUCUGCCCAGAGAGUGGAUGUUGGUGGUUCAAUCCCCAGACAUGUCAUACCAAGAUAUAAAGAUGGUACUUGUUGUUACCCUGCCUGGUGCUCGGCAUUAAGGGGCUAAAACAAGGAUUGGUUGGCUCAGUGUCAGUAUAAUGUGUCAGAGUGGGGUAUUCAUGUUAAAACGGGGACACGGGUGGCC